AUUUCUUUAUCAGUAUCCUAGGAGCUUAUUACACUGCUGUGCAGUAAGAUUAUCAACUUGCAGCUUUCCGUUGAAUUUACUACAAAGACUGAACUGGCUACCUCCCCCCAUUUAAGAUGCCCUUGGUUCGAAUUGAUGUGGUGAAGGGGACGAGGACCCCGGACCAGCUCCAGAGGUUGGCCAACGCGAUCCAGGAGGUCAUGCUCAAGCACUUUGCAGCUCCCGAACGUGACCGCUAUCAGAUAAUCACGCAACACGAAGAGUAUGAGCUCAUCUGCGAAGAUACAAACCUGGGAUAUAAGAGGGGCCGUGGCAUUGUGAUCAUUCAGAUAAUUCAGCAGGGACGAAACAGAGAACAGAAGCAAGCUGCAUUCAAGGCCCUCUAUGAGAAACUUGCAGAAUGCGGUGUGUCUGGAGAGGAUUUGAUCAUCAGUGCGGUGGAGAACACGCCCGAAGAUUGGAGCUUUGGCAUGGGAGAAGCUCAAUUCCUGACAGGGAAGCUCUGAUGAUGACGAGAGCUGGUUUUUAUAUUCUAACCGACCGUGUCAUCUAUCUAAACAAUUAUUUAGAAAGAUAGUAAGACACAGGACGAAGCGUCGUUAGCAGGAGCGUAUUAUAUUAGGGACCGGACUCAGACCGUAGGUAUAAUAAGAUUAUAUUUCAAAUCCUGUCCGCAAAUCAGCAUCUCUUCUUGGCGAGAAACCCAAGAUGAAAGGAUAUGAGUAUGAAAUAAGCUGUGAAGACACAG
Aspergillus aculeatus ATCC 16872 is the source of this 748-nucleotide messenger RNA. Its product is annotated as tautomerase family protein. The coding region runs from base 117 to 506 and encodes 129 amino acids. The record is from RefSeq and is a predicted model, not a curated record. Lineage: Eukaryota; Fungi; Ascomycota; Eurotiomycetes; Eurotiales; Aspergillaceae. The transcript is spliced from 2 exons.